Molecule: messenger RNA, 2704 nt
Organism: Cydia splendana
Lineage: Eukaryota; Metazoa; Arthropoda; Insecta; Lepidoptera; Tortricidae
Gene: Non2
Exons: 7
Coding region: 177-851 (224 amino acids)
Cellular component (GO): nucleus
Source: RefSeq, a predicted model, not a curated record
UUGGUACAAUGCGUUGCCACCCCUCUUAAUUAUUGGUCGAUAUUAAAACACGAGGAGCCCCGAUACGAUCCUCGGCUAAAUUCGUUUCGACGCCGUGUAGCACCUAGCCGUAGGUAUAUUAUUGUGUGGCUUGCUUUCCUCUGCAUCGCGGGAGAAAAUUCACUGACUUCAAGAAAAUGGCAGACAUCAGCAAGGAAGAACUUGAAAAAGAGAUCGCAAAGAUCCUUGAAAAUGCGAACCUGGCCAACACAUCAUCCAAGAAGGUGCGUCAGAAGCUAGAGAAGAGCUUCGACUGUGACCUGAGUGAGAAGAGGAAGCUGAUUGACCAGCUGGUCAUGGACUAUGUUAAUAGCAAGGAAGAUGAUGGCUCCGCAGAGGAGGAGGAGGAAGAAGAAGAAGUGGAAAAGAAGCCCGCAAAGCGAGCACCGCCCAAGGCCAAGAAACGCAAGGAGACCUCUGAAGAUGACGGCUCUGGCAGCGACUCUGAUGAGAAACCAGCGCCAAAGAAGAAGGGCCGCAAGAAGAAGGGAUCCGAUGAUGAUGAUGACUGGGGCAAGAAGAAAGAGAAGGUGCCUAAGGCUAAGAAGGCUGGAGGUCGCGGUAAAGGCGGCGGUUACACCCGCGCCUACAAACUGUCCCCGGCGCUCGCUGAUCUCAUGGGGGAAGACGAAAUGCCACGACAUGAAGUAGUGAAACGGGUCUGGGCCAUGAUCAAAGAGAAGAAUCUGUAUGACCCUAAUAACAAGCAGUUUGCCAUCUGCGAUGACGCUUUGUACAAGGUAAUCGGAACGAAACGCUUCAGAACUUUUGGUAUGAUGAAAUAUUUGAAGACGCACUUCUUGGAUGAGUAAUGUAAGUUAACUAAAUGUAUCUAUUAAGGAUAACUCACACUCAUCAACAAUUUUCAACCUUUUCACUCUGUCGAGUGAUAAAAUUCAGUUUAUGUCCCUAUAACGAAAGUAAAAAUAAAAUAAAGGCCAGUAUAAUUCACUAAUUAUAAACUUGUAUUGGAGGUUUUACAUACAGUCAAAAAUAAUACGCAUACGACGCUUCCAAAAUGAUCUGCACAAACUCUAUUUUUCCAAAGAUUGAUGCUUGUGCAGAUAUUUUUGAUCGUGUCUGAUGACUAUUUAAAAGUAGUUUUUUUUAAUGGACGAGUGUGUUGUUCCUUGUUGGCAUAAAUGAUUCCUAAAAAUGCCAUUAAGUCAUUUAGUUCUUUAUGCAUUUAUCAUGUAAUUUGAUAAAUAUAAUGUCGCGUUUACAAUGAUCCAAAAAUCAAUUUAAAAAAAUUUGCGUAUCAAUGUGACGCGCCCUUAGAUUUAUUUGACAUUUGCCAAAUGUCAUUGUUGCUUGUGUUUAACUUUUUGACAGCUAAGUUUAAUUUUAAUUAUAAGUUAAUCCAUUAAAGAAAUUGCAGACGUAAAAGCAUUGUUGUGAAUUUGUUUCAAAUAGAAAAAAUUAUAGUUUGUGCCAUCCACAAAGACGCGCCCCACUAUUUCUUGAUUUAAAGGAGGGGAUUGGUUUUAGACAAGAGCGGUUAGCUGCAAUGAGUAUUAUAAUCACUACGUUUUCUCCAUUUUCAAGUCCUAUUAGUUGUAAAUUGUUGAGCAAUACACUUUUUGUUGGCCGCGACACUCGUGAAAUCUAGUGUCAAGUAGCGGUACUGAUAAAUCCGCUACUACGCUAGAUGUCGACUACGAAAAUAAGCAGUAUUUUGGUUACAAGAAUGUCAAUGGGAUUAGCCGUCUAUGUAUUAUUAGUCUAAUUAUGCUACAACACGCUUUGCCACGGUUACAGACAGCCAUACAAAAAUAUGUAUAUGCUACAAUGAAAUCACUAAUAUUUUACAAAAAGAUCCCCAGGGUAAGGCAGUCGGUGAGAAACACAUCCCUUUAUUCUGUAAUAGGAAACAUCAGUGCAAUAAUGUAUCUAUGCCAAACUGAGGCCCUCACCAACAAGAGUGUGAAACUGGCUGAAGUUUUAGCUAUAUGCUACAAUGAAAUCACUAUUUUUUUACAAAAAGAUCCCCAGAGAAAGGCACUCACUGAGAAACAAUCCUUUAAUUACUUCUGUAAUAGGAAACAUCAGUGCAAUAAUGGAUCUAUGCAAAACAGGGGCCCUCACCGACAAGAGUGUGAAACAGGCUGAAGUUUUAGUUCUAAAUAUUGUCAGUUUUAGGAACAAAACGUUAGAAGAAAUUAAAUCACAGGAGUUAAUCAAUAGGCAGUCUGUGUGAAACACAUUCCUUCAAUUACUUCUGUAAUAGGAAACAACAGUGCAAUAAUGGAUAUAUGCAAAACAGGGGCCCUCACUGACAAGAAUGUGAAACAGGCUGAAGUUUUAGCUCUAAAUAUUGUAAAUUCUAGGAAGAAAAUAUUAGAUGAAUUUGAAGUAAUCAAAAAACGAGUAAAUCAAAAAGCAAGAGAUAGAGGCACGGCAACAAGAAAUGACAAGGCAGAAGCAGUUAGAAGGAAAAAGAGAACAACAAGCUAAAGCAGCAGAGAUUGCUCAAAUUGAGAAAAGUUUAACUGAACAACUUAAAAAAUCACAACCAAUGUUUUAUUCCCAAACCAACUACAAUAACUUACAAAAGUGAAAAAAGCUUUUUAGAUCAAUAUGAAGAUAUACUUGAAAUUGUAAAAAAGUUCAGAUUCGACUGGCAAAAAGCUGUAAACACUCCAGUCAAUGCAAUAUCUUCUGUAAG